AGUGCACAGGGAAGCAGCACAUCCUUCCAGCAUCAGCACUAGAUUUGCAAAGCCUGAUCUUAUUGCUGUGUGAGCCCUGGAAGAAAUUAGAGGAGAUCCUCAAGGUCUCUGGUGCUGUCUUGGUGGGUGAAGUGAGCAGCAAGGCAUUUCAGCAAACAGGCAGCCAAGGUGGACGAAGCACUUGCAGUCAGAGGUUGAGUAGCAUGUGGAGAAGCAGAUGAGCCUGGCAGAGCUGCCUGCAGCGUUGGACAACACACUCAUGGUUUCCAGGAGUGGGCUUCAGUGUGCAGCUCUCAUGUCCUACAGAUACAAACUGCAGUGCCUCAAGAUCCAGGUGAGGCAGAUCGCCAGGGAGAGGGACAAGGCGAGGCUGGACUUGGAGAAAGCGGAGAGACGCUGCCUGCAUCUCAGCAGGGAGUUGGACGAGCAGUACGUCACUCUUGAGCACACCCAGAGCAAGCUCAGGGAUUUUCAGGCAGAAACAGAGGCAAAAGAUCUGCUUUUGCAGCAAGCAGUCAGUCACCAAGCAAAGCUGGAGGCUGAUACACAGCUGUUCCAAGGCAAAGAGGCCAGCUGGCAAGGGAAACUGAAGCACACCAUGAAGGAGAACAUACAGCUGCAAAACAAGGUCACGGAGAUGGCUGAGAAACUGGCAGCCUCUGAGAAGCUGGUGUUGGAGUUGCAGAAAGAGCUCAACUGUGUUGUGAAGGACAAGCUGGGCCAGGUGGAGUCCCACAGUCCAGAGCUCCUGAACCAGAGUGAGUGCUUCGCAGAGAUUGUCCUGGAGUACGAGCGGCAGUGCCAGGUGCUGUGGGACCAGAAUGGAUUGCUGCAAAGGGAGCUGGAAAGGCUGUAUCUGCAACUACAGGAGAGCAGGGCUGAGAGAGGGCUGCCAGCAGGAGGCCUGUCUUCACAGGACUCUUCUCCUGUGUGCCCCCAUCCCAGCCCUCUGCAUCCCACUUCUGCGUGCACAGAGACAUCACUCUCAAUGGAGCAGCUCCAAGAGCAGAUGCGGGACUUGAAGGUGCAGCUGGAAAUGAAGGGAAGAGCUGUGCCAGCUGCUGGAGGAGAACAGCAUGCUGAAAAGUCAACUUGGGAGACUUCAGCAAGAGCUGAGGCUGGCAAAGGAGAAGGGCAGCGAACACAAUGGAGUGAGAAGAGCAGCAGGGAGAUCUCCCACCUCAAUGUAAGGAUGUGUCGACUGGGCAGUGAAGUCACUAAACACCAGGCUGGCCAUGGUGCUGGCCCUGACACCAUCCCAUUGUGGAGCCAGAGGCUUGCAGAGGCUGAGUGGCUACGAGGAGCAGAGACGGCUGCAAGGCUGGAGCACCACCAGCAGCAUGCAGCAUGUUGGAUGGAGAUGGAGCUGCUUCAACAGCAGCUCAGGGCCUCGCAGGAGAAGCUUUUAGAAGCCAAAGCAAGCCUGAGCCUGGCUCAGACUCAGCACGCUCUGCAGUUGCAGCAGGUCAAGGCCCAGAUGAACAACAUGGUGCCAAGGAAGCACUUUGAGGAGCUGCAAACCAGCUUGAGAGCAGAACAAUGCAAGGCUCAGCAGCUCCAGGAAAGCCUCCACCGGCAGGCUGAGCAGACAUGCAGGCAGCUGCUCAGGACUCAGGAGGAACAUGAGUGUCUGCUGAAGGCAGCUAUGGAGCAGGCAGAGGCGCUAGAGCACAACCUCAGGAGUACUGAAGCUGUGCUGGUAGAGAGAGCAGCUCAGCUUAAAGAUGCCCAGGCCCAGCUCUCCAGGAACAAACUGCUGAUCGAAGACCUCCGUGAGGAGAACAGGGGGGUUACAAUGGCCCUGCAGACAGCUGAGCUGAAGCAGAAGAGCACUGAGGAGAAGAACCAGCUGUUGGAGGAGCAAGCCUCAGCUCUGAAGCAGCUCAUUGGAAAAAUCACACCAGCAUCUUUGAGUGGGUGAUAGGGCGCGUGCUGUGGCAGCCUUGUCCCUGGUCCUGGCCAGGGUUUGUCAGCUUCUCUUGGGCUCUAGGAGUCUCUGGCCCUUCUUUGAAAGCCUGAGUCUAGGAUCAAAACCAACCUGAUACCAGAUUGUUGCCGCUGCUGUGAACAGAUCAGAAGGGCUGAGGGAAAAGUCUUUCAGUUUGAACCUUCAAGGCUCGGGGCAGGGCUGGUGACCCAUCAUCAGGAGUACUGCUCUUCUUCAAAGGAUACCAGGAGACAUGGAUGGUGGUACCGUCAUCAACCUCAAACUCUCCAUAGUCUCUUAAACACCGCACCUGCAAAGCAGAAAUGCAGCUCUUGGAUCAUCAGAUCUCCCACAGAAAACACCAGACAUCACUGCUGACUUAAAACACAUGCCUGCUGGAGCCUCAAUGUGGAGCAGAUCUAGAAAUACACAACUGGACUGAUCCCAUGCUCUAUAGACUCUACCUGAUGUUCUCCUCCUGCCUCUGCCUGGACCAAGAAGCACCAGUGAGCCCAGUCCUCCAGAGACUAGAAGAAGAGCAGCACAAGAGACACGAUGUGGGGAGCAGCAGUAUUUCCAGAACUUUUCCACACACAUACCAGAAAAUGGUGAACUGUUAACUGUGAAACUCUUGAGGAGCAGGUUGAUGCCACUACAUCUUCUUUUGAAGGGAAUGUCAGAAUAGAGCAUUUCAGCUACUGACUUGGAUGUUUCACAUGCUCUUGCUUUAUUCUAUCAAUUGUAUAAAAAGAUCUGUAGUUUCAUGUGUCAAAGUCCACGUAAAAUAACAAGGAAAACCAAUUGACAGUCCUUAGCAUGGGAACAAGGUUUCUAGUUGAUCUAGAUUUGGUUAAGUUUCUGCAAAAUGCUGCAAAACUUCUCAUUGGGAUUCAGACCACUCACCCCACCACACAAAUUCCCUUCAGACUAGAAAUGCUAUCUUUCAACAGACUUUGAGCAGUCAGUGGAAGAGGGAGUAAAAUGCUAAUGGUAGAACGUAAAUGGUAAAAUGUAGAAGCCUGUGGAAGCUUUGGUGUUCUUGAAGGCUUUGUCAAGUGAUCUGACUUGGGAUGGGGGUGAAAUUAUCUAAAAAACAAUGUUUGGGCAAAAAGUUUGUUCAAAACCAGAAACCAUUUGCACUUACUUCAAUGUACAGGCUUUUAGGAGGUUUUAUGUCCUGUGUAAGGUCCAGGCCUUCCUCUCCGCCUACUGACCUCAUGUAGGUAGCCAGAGACUUUUUGUACCGAUUGAACCAUUCCACCUGCAGACAUUAAUAUUGAUUCCUCAGGCAAAGCUGAACAGCUAAUGCUGAAAGAGAGGUCCCCAGUGAGUGAUACCCAGUUUAUCUGUGCUGUCAUACCAUUGUUCCAGAGCAUGUUUGUACCAGCCAAAGGUGAAUGCAAGUUUUUCUUAAGGGAAAGACUGCCACAGAUGGAGAGCAAUCUGGAUUCAGGGCACAUUCUGCUAAUGUAAGCAUCUUUGUACAUUGGUCUAGAGAUGGCAUUUGAGAGCAGCAUGGGAAGACUUAGUUCUGUUGGCUUUGAGUCUGAUCUUCCACCUAAUCCUUGAAAGUGCCCAGCAUUACUGGCACUUGGUAUCUGUUUGGGGUUGUACCCAUAGACAAUGAAUAAACAAAUUGGUGUUUACAGGAA
Molecule: messenger RNA, 3579 nt
Organism: Melopsittacus undulatus (budgerigar)
Lineage: Eukaryota; Metazoa; Chordata; Aves; Psittaciformes; Psittaculidae
Product: ninein-like protein
Exons: 15
Coding region: 218-1921 (567 amino acids)
Biological process (GO): microtubule anchoring at centrosome
Cellular component (GO): centrosome
Source: RefSeq, a predicted model, not a curated record